Molecule: messenger RNA, 2049 nt
Organism: Aspergillus puulaauensis
Lineage: Eukaryota; Fungi; Ascomycota; Eurotiomycetes; Eurotiales; Aspergillaceae
Exons: 2
Coding region: 1-2049 (682 amino acids)
Biological process (GO): positive regulation of transcription by RNA polymerase II; DNA-templated transcription
Molecular function (GO): zinc ion binding; sequence-specific DNA binding; DNA-binding transcription factor activity, RNA polymerase II-specific
Source: RefSeq, a predicted model, not a curated record
AUGGCCAAGGGUGGCAGUGUUGGCACACCCUCUCCGUCUGUAAGGAGGCAUCGGCCAGGUUUGAGUCGCAGCGCCGCGGCUUGCGAACGCUGCCGGCGGCGGAAACAAAAAUGCGAUGGAAAAACUCCAACCUGUGGCCCCUGUGAGACUGUCGGGGCAAACUGUGUGCCAUCACGUCGAUUAGUUGUCCAGCAGGAAAACCGGGAGUGUGAAUGUGACUUGCUGCGAGGUCGAUUGGCUUCUAUACAGCAGGAUUAUGACUCUUUAUUGCUCCAAUUCGAUCAGUUAAGACCCGAGAAGCGGUUCGGGGCUGACAAACAGCCCGAGCCCAUCCAGUUUGAUACUGCUGUGAUUGACUUGCAACCAUCCGAUGUUUUUCAUACACCACACGACGAUGGUGUACUUCCUGCCGUUGGUGCUCAACCGCAGUUGACUGAUACAGUUUUGAAUUCCGAUUUGUCGUACACAGGUCGGAUCUUGCGACCGACUUUCGCACCGUUGCCCAACUUCCGAGAUGCGUACCGCAGUGCACUAAGUAGCGCCUGGGACUUAUGGGGUGACGAUUCGACAAGCGCAGAGACGUCGUUGGUCAAUGCGAACUCCCAGAAUAUUUGUGCGCCGGCUGGCUUCGAUGACGCUGCGUUUGCCAGCCUGGUCGACGUAUUCUUUGAACGACGGUGGCCAUACCUGCCUGUUCUCCAUCGACCAAGCUUCGUCAAGGACCAUUUUAAUCCGUUCAUUGCAAGGCCAGUUCCAGUGCCGGUUUCGAGCUUCCUAGUGAACAUGGUUUGUGCAAUCGCCGCGACAGAGAAAGCCUCCACUCGACAAGGGAAUGGCGAGCACCGUAUUUUCUUCAACCGAGCAAUACAGGACCUGCACGUUGUUAUUCAGGCUGAUGAUUUUGAGUGCGUGCAAUGUCUUCUUCUUCUAUGCAUGUAUGGCCACAAUGAGCCGCAGUCAGUCAAUAUGUGGUACACCACUGGCCUCGCGUUGCAGUUAGCUUUAGGAAUCGAUCUGCACCGCAAAGAAAGCUUGAGUGGUCUGAAUAUGCGUCAGGCAGAGAUGUCAAAGCGUGUCUUUUGGUGUGCGUACGUCAUGAGCUGCAGCAUGGCGAUCAACAUGGGCCGCCCUCUAGGGAUUCACGAAGACGACAUCACCACACCGCUACCCCUGCCUCUAACGGAUGAGCAGCUCGAUGAGACGUCAGGCGCGCCUGACCCGCCACUGGUACCGCAAGUGUCGGACACAUCGACGUUUAUACACAUCAUACAGUUACGGAAAAUCAAUGCUAGGGUAUACGGCUCGUUUCAUUCCAUCGGCCGGACAAGAUCCGAACCGACUGACCUCGAGGCGACUCGCAACGCAUUCUUCUCGGAGUUAAAUCACUGGCUGAUUACUGCCCCGAGAUACGCUCGUACUGUUUCUACAUUCCAGUCUCAAGAGUGGUUUCAGAUCGCGUUCCAUCACGCCGUCCUAUCGCUCUACCGCCCAUCCCGCGCGGUUCCGAUGCCAUCCUCCGAGGACCUUCGGUUAUGCAUGGAGUCCGCCAUCGGAUUAAUCAACUCGUACAGCUCCCUCUACGCACGCAACCGGAUAAAAUAUACGUUUGUUGCAAUCCACUCGCUGUUCAUGGCUGCGGUGACGAUGCUCUAUGCUCUCCGAGCAUCACCUGUGCUGCGCCACGAGUUGACCAGGCCAGUCGUGCAGACGAACAUCCUCACGUUUCUGACUCUAUUCCGAGGCAUAUCGAAUGGGCGUGCAGUAGGUGAGAAGUGCUCGUCAAUUAUAGAACGGUUGGGCAACUCCAUAUUGACUCUAUUCGAUGCAAACGAUAGCCCAGGCGUGGAAUUGGACCCGGAGUUUCAAUCAUGGUUUGGGCUACAAACACACACAUUCCCUACACCUAGCCCAGGAAAUCUGGUUGAUGGCUUAACCACCGGGCGGGAACAUUUGGACUUCCCGGAUAUCCGGGUUGACCUUCCUUGGAUGGAUCUGUUCACCGAGGGCGUCGGUCUGGGCUCUGCGGAUGCUUGGAGCUUUCUUUCGUAG